AUGAAGGAUGAGAUGGAUUUUGCUCGAAAACGACCUCGCGUUGCUCCGGUGAAGCUGCCACCAGUAUGCGCCCGACCGCAUUGGAUAGUGGAAAGGCACCUCAACAAGGAUAAAACCUACCAUGAGAUGAUGCGCAAGGGUCAACAAUCUAACGCAUCAGGGCUGCCGACCUCGCCAACACAAGAAUCGAUGCGCAGCAGCCCACAGCUUGCUGACACGCUGGGCGAAGUGGCCGACUUUCCAGCUCCAGUUCAGCCUGCAAAGCCACCAGAGCCGAUGAUACUGACGGAUAUGGCUGGCAGUAACUCCCCGCGAGCCAACGAUUGGGAGGACUUGAUUGAUUGGGAUGGUCCCGACUUGGAAUUAUUAGCGCCUCAGCCCACUCACCAAGCGAUUUUGGCUGACCCACCAGCGCCGGCAACCCUGCCAGCGCAUAAUUUGUUGGACUUGAUUGAUUGGGAUGGUCCCGACUUGGAAUCAUUAGCGCCUCAACCCACUCAACAAGCGAUUUUGGCUGACCCACCAGCGCCGGCAACCCUGCCAGCGCAGAAUUUUUCGGACUUGAUUGGUUGGGAUGGAACCAACUCGGAAUCCAUCCCGAACCCCAAUCACCCACCGAUUCCAGUCAACAGGAGAAAAGCAUGCAUGAUUGAUUUGGAUGGAGACGACUUGGAAUCGGAUGAGAUGGAUUUUACUCGAAAGCGACCUCGCAUUGCUCCAGUGAAACUACCACCGGUAUGCGCCCGACCGCACUGGAUAGUCCGAAGGCAACUCAAGAACGAAAAGGUUCCUCAGAGUCCACAAUCACAGCAUGUGGAGGCUCCAGCUCAGCCGGCGACCCUGCCUGCGCGGGAUUUGACCCAGGAUUCCUCACGCGUAAACAAAGAUCCGAUUCUUGAACCCGACAACGGAUCAGCUUCAGUCAAUCCCCGAGAGGAACCACCUUUGUUGCAAGCCCCAUCAACAGGCUGUGGCCCAAAGAUGACCGACAACCUAGGUCCGUUGAUUGACUAUGGUUCUGAUGAACAGAUCCCCGCCCCGCUUAUGGCACCAAAAAACAAAGGCCUUCCGCAACAGCCAGACCAUUGUUCCGAGAUUCAGCUGUCUGACCUUUCAGCUGGUCCCAGACAUUGCCCAGAUCGUUCAGUCAAGGAGAUCCUGAGCCUGUGUGCUGAGGUUCAUCCGUCGGAAAGCCUUUCGGCUGGUCCCAGCCAUCACCCAACUCGUCCUGUCAAACCACUUGGCGACUGUCCCCUUCCUCUGAAUGAUAGGACCUCAACCUCGGCUACUCCGUUGAGAGCAACUGAGGAGCAAUCUCCUUUGCCAGUUACAAUCUGUACUGCAACACCUGAGCGUACCAGAAACUCUCCGCCUGAAAUACUGUCAACUGCAGCUCCACCCUCGCCAUAUCCAGAGCCCACUCUUUCCCCAGACCCCGAGCACCCAUUAUCUUCCCCUCAACCCAACAAUCAAUACUUACAUCAAACACAACUAAACGAGCCUUCUCCAAUGCCAUCACCCUCUCCAUCACUGGGUUCCGAACCACAAAUUCAGACGGGUUCUGCGGAGCCCGCCCCAGUUCCACCCGUUGAUUGCAAUAAUCAGUCCUCCGAUGAGGGUGGCAGUGGUGCUGCACCGUGUUUAGGCAAGAGAAUACAUCACGAUUUGGAAGAUGAUGAUCCUACAGAUGUCCGAGCAAAGCGCAGGAGAAACACUACGGCUAGGAGUCCUCUCCCUUUGCCGUCAAAGGAUCGCCCGAGACCUCGAAAGCGCAUCAUCAUCACCGCUUCAGACGAAGAAGAAGAGAUCCCCAACUUCUGCCCCGAAGUAGAAUCUCAAGGAGGCACCGGGAGAGACCUCCUGGACGAUCAAGCGGCCCCAGAACCUCCCUCAGAAGUCGGCGGUAGACCCCCACCUGACACAUCCAGCACACCGGCCAUCAAUCCUCGAUGGCGCAAAAAUCCCGACAAGAUGACGAUGGUUCAGAUCAAGGCUGAUCUUGAUGAGUAUAAAGUCAAAUACCUCAAACGAGAGCGCAAACCUCAACUGACCAAGCGCUGGAAAGACUUGGCCUUUGUGCAAUCCGAGCUGGAGCGUUGGCGAGGCGCAGACCCUCGCCCGAAAAAUCAAGUGCCUCCAUCCGGUAACACAACGCAAAAUCACACACCGGGAAAUCAAGAUGUGGCAUUAAAUACGGAUUUGUCCGCGGCAGGUCCACGGGUGGAUCAGGUAGAUGACUUAAUCCGAUUGUCUCCCGAGCCGCGAGCCCCUGUAAACAAUGGAAAUUCUAUCGCUGCCACUGUGGACUCAUUCAGAACACCUGCAAGACCAGUAGCAGAAACUUCAGGCUCCCGGGCGGCAGGUCAAUGGAAUGAAGGUGUUUUUGAUGCUAUGCAUGCUAUGGAUGAAGACACACCUGAUACUGGAAACCCGUCUAUGACACUCGAGAUGAUCCAUGCCUUGAAAUCAUUUACCCACUCAUCAAGAGAAUGGGCAAGUUCCAUCGCGCGGAGAAUGGAAACCAUAGCGGGUGGUGUAUCCGCAAUCCAAUCAGCCGUUGGAGCUGCGCCUCUGUCUUCCGCAUCAAGACACCCUUCAACUUCCCGAAGAAGAAGACGCCAGUCCCGGCCAGCAGACAUGUCUGACAACGAAUCAACCACUGGCGAAGGGUCAAACAUAUUUUUACCAACGAGAGACAUGAUGGCUGAAAUCAGGGUGCACUGUGCUUGUUUAUUCGGAAAAUCUGCACAAGAAGGCACUUUUCCGCCUCCCGCCACUGAGGAGGAGCGCCGACGAUGGAUUGUCACAACCAUGGAUGAUUCCUAUUCGGAUUCUGAUUCCGGAGACAGCCAACAUCUUUCAGACGAUCCAAUGGACGUUGACGUUGCCGAGGACUUGGACACAAACACGGACCCAGUUUUUCCAUUUCCAGAUGGACCUGGACACAAACAUGUCUCGCCUCAAGGUGUACGUAUCAUCUGGAACAUGAUGAGACGUGCAGGUGUUAAGUCUUUCAGGCCAGACUUGAGUGAAGCAUUUACCUCGCCAACGAAUACGUUUCUAUGGAACCUUGCUGUGAAGACUUUCAUUAAACUAGUUGAGUCCGGAGAAUACAAACGAUUUCCCCGAGAUUUGUGCAAUGAAGAAAUACUCCGGGACUGGCGCGUCGCCCUGAUCCUAGAAAGACCAAUUUUAGCCCCAAUCCUGCCGGUAAUCGACGCCUGCUGUAGUGAUGACGAAACAGAAGAUGAGGACCCACCCGCAUUAUUGGCCAUCAAUUCUAACCGUAAGUGUAAGGUCAAGAGCUAUGUUGUCAAGGAGCUACCUUGGCGCCACCCUCGAAUCGGCCGCAUGAUGAUUGAGCUUGAUCGCAUCCGAGAACAGAGUGGCGCCCAGUCUGUCUGCUCCCGAAGGCAUCCCAUCAAUCCAAAGAGCAGUCACAUCAAAGCUGUGUCAGGCCUACCUAUUGGAUGUUACAAUGCUAAUUGGCUCCAAACUUUGACACCCUACGAGAUGAACAAAUUAAAGCACACUCUCACUCCCGUUGUCAACCAAUAUGUGGGACUCCUGCAAUCACUCUGA
Molecule: messenger RNA, 3582 nt
Organism: Puccinia triticina
Lineage: Eukaryota; Fungi; Basidiomycota; Pucciniomycetes; Pucciniales; Pucciniaceae
Exons: 5
Coding region: 1-3582 (1193 amino acids)
Source: RefSeq, a predicted model, not a curated record